This is a messenger RNA of Trichobilharzia regenti, 327 nucleotides long. The record is from the annotation of a GenBank genome assembly. NCBI's taxonomy places the organism in Eukaryota, Metazoa, Platyhelminthes, Trematoda, Strigeidida, Schistosomatidae.
AUGUCUCGAAGCAAGCCCAAAAAGACAAGGAAGUUGCGUGGACACGUAAGUCAUGGUCAUGGGCGAGUUGGAAAGCACCGUAAACACCCUGGUGGUCGUGGUAAUGCAGGUCUUGAGCACCACCAUCGGAUCAAUAUGGACAAGUACCACCCAGGUUAUAUUGGCAAAGUUGGGAUGCGACAUUUCCACUUAAAAAAAAAUCCUUACUAUUGCCCGACCAUAAACUUGGAUAGACUGUGGUCUCUGGUGUCUCAAUCCACCUAUGAGAAGCAUAGAGAUUCAACCGAUGGCAAAGUACCAGUAAUCGACUGUCUGCGUAAGUUCUAG